AUGUUUGUUAUGUGUGCUUUCACAGCUGGUGUCUGGUUUCCUUUAGCUCCGUACGUAUCGUACUCGGGUGCACACCCUGUCGUCGUCGCAUUGUUAGGUUUGAUGGGCUCUCUAUUGGCGCUAUCGCUUGCGUUGUUGCUGGUCGGUUGGUUUGUGAAGUCAAGACGUCGUCAUUCGCAAAAGCUGCUGACUGCUUACAACAGGUCUUCUUGGUUGCGACAGUGCUAUUCACGAAUUGGAAAUGAUGAUUGGUCUUCUCAGAUUCAAAACGUGAACAAUACGGCUAACGCUCCUCCCAACAGACAAUAUUAUUCAGCAGUGUCAGAGGAUUCUCCAGUAAAUUUGAAAUCCAAAAACUAUACUCUCAACAAAUACAAUAGUUACGAAGACCAUUUAAAUGACAAUCUGACAUCGCGUUAUUACUCCAGAAACACUGAUCAUAGACGCAAACAAAGAGCUUCGGAACAUCAAGAGGUCAAGUGUCAUAAAGCAGAAAAAUCAUUGAUUGAUGACGGCUUUAUUUUCACACAUAAUGCUGAUUCGGAGUCUGUCAAGAUGUCUAUACCGAGAAAUUCAGUUUCAAACAGUCUAACUGAUUGGGAUUCGUCUUCCGAAACUUCGGGAUAUCAGCAGAUGGAAUGCACCAAUUACGUUGUGGAAAAUUAUCAGCAACGUAAUAAUAAUAAUAAUGAUGAUAAUAAUAGUCAAUGUCAGUACUACGGUAAUACACAAGUGGAAUUCCUAUCAUCGGAUGUUUAACUUCUACAAACUGAUAUUAAUUAAUUAUCUACUACUAUCUUACAAAAAAUAUUUAAUGUAUAACUCGUUAUUCUAAAAAUUUGCCAAAUUACG
Molecule: messenger RNA, 852 nt
Organism: Schistosoma curassoni
Lineage: Eukaryota; Metazoa; Platyhelminthes; Trematoda; Strigeidida; Schistosomatidae
Source: the annotation of a GenBank genome assembly